Molecule: messenger RNA, 944 nt
Organism: Didymodactylos carnosus
Lineage: Eukaryota; Metazoa; Rotifera; Eurotatoria; Philodinida; Philodinidae
Source: the annotation of a GenBank genome assembly
GUCUCAUUUCCAUCGUUUAUGGAAACAGCAUUUUGCGGAGACACCCCUAGGAUCUAUUUCUCCUAUUGUAGGUGUCCGCAAUGCUCCCAAUUUGCAACAAAGACUAGUUAAGAAGAAGCCGGCAUCAGACCUCAUCCGAUAGAGUAAGAUGCCUUCAUGUUCUUUUUUAAAAAACUAGGCCUUUUUCAUUUUGGUUGAUUUCAUACCUGGUUACCCACGCGUCUUACGGCCGAUGGCUGCGGUGGACCGGGAGAUGACCCCUUCUACCAAAGGAGAAAAUUGAGAUUUCUACCCACACGGAUGUAAGUUCGCCAGAAAUUCUGAGCGUUUCGCCGUAAAUUGGCAGGACCGGUUCGCUCACAUUCAACGUGUGAGUCCUUCCCGACGGUUCGCUCACAUUCAGUGUGUGAGUCCAUCCCGACCUUGAGUGUAACGAAUCAGUUGCUCAACUCUGACCCGAGUGUCGAUGACGAAGGUGACAAUGAUUGACCGUAUGCGUGGUUCGCUAUCUUUCCGUGUCACUCGGACAGAUAGAAUGGCAUUAGCAGUCAACGGUGACACAUCCAGGAUUUGCAUGUCUGAGUCGAAAUUCAUCGACCGGCCCGAUUGCUAGUGGUCGAACCUUCGUCAAUUCGGCAUACAAGCAGAACUUGACAAUUCGACCCUCAAUCGGUCCUCCGUCGUCACGUUCAGUGCCACUAAAGCACUUACAUCGGCGGCAACUACCCGAUCAUGCACCAGAACGCCCGACAAAGAGUGCUCUAUGCCGCUGGAGACGUCAGCGGCUAGAGGUGCGUAUUGCAAGUGGAAGUGGCAGUCGUAAAAAACCGCCCGCCCUGCAAUCGUCAGUUCGAUUAGCGACCCCUCGACAUGCUGUCGAGGAGCCAGUCGUUAUCGAACCACGACGCACCAUGGACCCACCAAAAUUCCGCUUUGAACUAUAG